Messenger RNA from Brassica oleracea var. oleracea, 1737 nucleotides. RefSeq lists its product as uncharacterized. The coding region runs from base 1 to 1737 and encodes 578 amino acids. The transcript has 4 exons. The record is from RefSeq and is a predicted model, not a curated record. Lineage: Eukaryota; Viridiplantae; Streptophyta; Magnoliopsida; Brassicales; Brassicaceae.
AUGGCGGAUCUCCCAGAAGAUCCGGUGUCAUCUCCGACUUUCAAAGCCUCUCCUGAGCUUCUCCACUUGUGUAAAAUGGACUCUCUAAUGCCUUCAUCUAGCAGGAGCCUUCAACACACAAAGGAACUUCCUUCCUCGCCAUCAAUUUCAUCGAUUUUGUUUGGAGAAGAUGCCCUAACUGUUCGUGCUCCCCUUCGUGAACAACCUCCAUCCUCUACGACAAAGGUAACAACCAGGAUUGUUCCAUCUCCAAAGUCGAUCUCUAGUGUUUUGUUUGGGAAUGAAGCACUGGAUGUCGGAGGAUUGUCGCGCCAAGCCUCUCAAGCGCAUCUAGGAGCUUGGGCAUCGCCGCUUAAGUUCUCAGAUACCUUUAGUGGCUCUGUCGGUAAACCUUCAAACUUGGAAGAUUCCUUGUCGCCAUCCUCUGCAGUAGGAGAUGAUCUACAUGCUAUCUCAAGCGAGUAUCCAUGGGAAGCGAAGAUGCGAUCAAAAUGCAAUCUCCAUAGGGUCACCACCCCCACCUACUUGGAAGACGGCACUCCAAUGGUAUGCAUUCCGCCAUAUGUUCUUCUGAAAGGAUUAGAUCAUCAACGUGAAUUCAUUGUUGGUCAGUUCAAGAACUGUUCAGCACCGCCUGGAGGGUUAAUCCAUGGAAUGGCUACCCGAAUUUGGGAAACAAUCUCUCUCCCUGAAAUCAAGACAAUUCCAAUAUGGUUGGCCCUUAAGAACAUCCCUUUCCAGCUAUAUUCCAUUGAGGGCAUUGAUUGGAUUGCUUCAGGCAUCGGGGAACCAAUGUUGACUGGCAAGCCUUGGUUAGAUCCACCAUCUAUUGGAGAAGCAAAAAUCUUAGUCGAGGUAAAGCUAGACAGGUCGUUCCCUAAACGUGUGGCUUUACAGCACAAAGAAGGAACCAUAAGUUUGGUUGACAUCGUUUACUCUUGGCUUCCCUCUAGCUGCACAACUUGUGAACAGUUGGGAUAUAAAGCUAAUCGUUUCUUAGGAGAGAAAUCAACAAAGGUUGCAACUAAUGCUCCAAAGAACACCCAAGUUACUGUCUCAGAAGUCUUAGCUACAAGUAAAGAGGUUGAUGUUGCUUCUACUCAUUCAGCUUUGCUUCAAAAUACUGCAUCAAUGGUUCCUAUUCCUACUUUCUCCACUGCUACUACUACCUACCUUGCACUUCCACCUUCGUUGGCAAUAGAGCAAAUUACUGCUCUUACAAACACUGAGACAUCAACUGAGACUGCUACUUUCUCUCCUUCUGGUGAUGAACAAGACUUAAAUAAAUCUCCAACCACUCCUAAGCAAAGUACUGAGUCUGCUACUCUUAUUGAUGAAGAUAACAACAUGUGCUUAGUGUUGUCUUCGGUAAACACAACUGAUCCAAGAUGUGAUAGAAACAAAUUGGAUGCUACUGCGGGUUUAGAAGUGUCAGGUCCGACAAAUGAGAUUGACUCGUCUAAGGAAGCGGCUGAGAUUGCCUCUGUCAACGACAUUGUCUCUGUCUCAUCCUCCCAUGCUGUAAACUUACCUCUGGAUAAAGUAUUUGCUUCCUCUCCACCAAUUUUUGUAACAGGACCUGGUACAGCCGGUGCUUCUUUUACUUCAGAUGACGACUUGAUCCAUAGAACUCGGGGAGAUAGACUCAUUAAACCAUCUCUUAAAGGUACAGAGUUUGAAUGGACAUUGGUGGGAGGAAGAGGUAAACGGGGACGUGGUCGUGGUCCUAAACAUUAG